Messenger RNA from Didymodactylos carnosus, 1293 nucleotides. Lineage: Eukaryota; Metazoa; Rotifera; Eurotatoria; Philodinida; Philodinidae. The record is from the annotation of a GenBank genome assembly.
AUGCGUACAAUUGCUCCAUUAAUUAUUAUUAUUUCAACAAUAUUAAAUUCAUUAAUAGCUGUUGUUCUAUUACAACGACAAUUACGUUCACCAACAAAUAUUCUUUUAUUAGCCAUUGCUUUAUAUGAUACAUUAACAGGAUUAUUUCCAUUUCCAGUAUUAUUAUAUGUUUAUACAUUUCGUCAUUGUGAUGAUUAUCCACCAUUUAAUUAUUGUUGGUUUCAUCGAAUUAAUCAUGAUAUUUUACCAUUUAUCUUUCAUACAUGCUCAAUAUGGAUUACAGUGGCAUUAGCUAUACAACGUUAUAUCUAUGUUUGUCAUUCAGAAAAAGCCAAACAAUAUUGUACAUUAACUAUGGCAUUAAAAGCUAUUGCUUGUAUUAAUUUAUUUGCAUUAAUUUUAACAAUACCCAUGUUUUUAGAGGGUACAUUUACAUCAAAAGAAGUUAAAUCAAAAAAAUUUGAUAAAAUAUUUCAAGCCUGUAUUGUUUUUGAUCGUUCACAAGAUCCAAAAUAUAAAAUAUUUUUUUCAUUUUAUUCUUUAUUUCGAGCACUUAUUGUCAAUGUUGGUCCUUGUACAGUUUUGGUCAUAUUUAAUGCUAUAUUAAUCGUAAGAAUGAAAAAAGCCAAACAACAUCGUGAAAAAUUAAUACGACGUCGAUCUUAUGAAACACGUACACAAGAGCAAACAAGUGUUACACUUAUGCUAAUUAUUGUUGUUACUCUAUUUUUAUUAGUUGAAAUACCGAAUGCUAUUCAGAUAAUUCUUACUGCCAUACUUGAUUUUGUACCUAUACAGGGUCACGAUCGUUUAUCUCUAGCAGCACAAAUUUUAAAUUUUUGUGUUUUAUUAUCGUAUCCUAUUAAUUUUUUUAUUUAUUGUCGAAUGUCACGUGCAUUUCGUGAUGCAUUCAAAAAAUUAUUAUAUCCUUCUUGGUCCGAUAGUGAUAAUACACAAUUGGUUCCACUUGGUCAUAAUGGAGGUGGACCGGGUGGUAGUAUUGCACCACCUUCACCAAAUAUUAAUUCAUAUAAAAAUGUAAAAUAUGGAACAAAUGAUAAUGCCAAUCAUGAACAACAUACUUCAGUCAGACAUGCACAUUUUCUAUCAGAUGAAAAUGAUAUUGAUACAAAUAAUUCGAUUCAUCCAAAAUCUUCAACUGUGAUAUAUUAUGAUCAAAAUAAAAAAUCAUCAACACCAAAACAUCGUGUACUAUUUAGUGAUGAAGUAAAUGAUGAAAAGCCAAUAUUAGUAACGAAUUAUAAAAAAGGAAUCGAAUUUACAGAUUUAUAA